AUGGCACACGACGAGGGCGUUUGUGAUUUGCGUACUUAUCAUUGGAAGAAUGGUGAAAUCAUAUUGGAUGGUGAUUUGCUCGCAGGAGUGGACCCAGAUGAACUGUGGGAUGAUACAUAUAUUCCACACAAAAAUGAAUACAAACAAAGCAAUGAGAAUCUUUGUAGUGAAAAGAUUGAUCACGAUGAAAUUGAUGCUUUACUUGAAGAAGCGGAAGAAUUUAUUGAAAACUAUGAUGAUGAGCACACCAAAAAUGUUGAAGAACAGACAGAAGACAGGAGUGUUGCAAGUAUUUAUGAACGAUUGAGACAGAGAAAUGAUGAUGAUAAUUCCGAUCAAGAUCCCAAUCCAAAUGAAAAAUAUCAGAAUGAUGAAGAUUUAAAUGAAAAGAUUCAAGAAAUUGAAGAAGACAUACAAAAAGACAAGGAAGAUGUUGAAUCACUUAACAAUGAAGAACAAAUCGAGGAAACCCGCAAAACAUAUGAGGAAAAUGACAAUUUAAUUGAUCAAAUUCAAGAUGAAAUCAAAGAAUGUGAAAAUCAAGUCAAUGAUGUUCGCGAAUUUGUGGCAAAUUUGGAUGAUAAUGAGAAUGAAAAUGAUGAAUCUGACAAUAAUUCGGACGAAUCAAGUGACAACAAUAAUUAUGAAAAUGAUGAAGUGAAUAAAGAGGACAUAUUCAGUCAAAGGAAAACCAGGAGUGGUAAAUCUUAUGUUCAAGAUGGAAUAAAAAUGAGACCAACCAAACGUAAUAAUCGGGAUCAACCAAGGUAUAAUCUACAAUACCUGAAUCGAAAGAAACCGAAGUGUAAUUUGCUAAAGAACAGGAGUGCAAUGAGAAAAAAGGAAAUAGUUGGAAGUGACAAGAAAACCGAAUAUGGAAGAGAUAAGGCAACUCUGAUUGCGCGAUUCAUGCAACAAAUCAAGGAUAAAGUUCAAAAUGAAGGAGUAUUGUUUGUCCAACAAUACUACCUAAAUAAGGGAUUGAAAUUAUUCAAAGAAGAAGGUAAUGAGGCUGUGAUGAAAGAACUUGACCAAUUGAUACAAAGAGAAUGUUGGGAACCAAUUCAUGUUGAAGACAUGACUGAUUUGAAAAAAAGAAGAGCCCAAGAUGCUAUGAUGUUAUCAGCAGAGAAAAACACUGGUGAAAUAAAAGGAAGAUGUGUAUACAAAGGAGAUGGAACUCGAGAAUGGCUUUCUCGAGAGGAUACUUCAAGUCCGACUGCAGCAUUGGAAGCGAUUAUGAUCACAUGUGUAAUUGAUGCAUAUGAAGGACGAGAUAUGAUGUCUUUGGAUAUUCCAAAUGCAUUUAUUCAAAUUCAAAUGCCAAUGGAUGCAAAAUCAAGUGUGAUGAUGAAGAUCACUGGUUUAUUGAUCGACAUGAUGAUACAACUGGAGCCAAGGUAUCGUGAUUACAUUGUAAUUGAGAACGGAAAACGAGUGAUUUACGUGAGAGUAUUACGAGCCAUCUACGGGAUGUUAGAGGCCUCUAUGCUUUGGUACAAAAAGUUGAGAGGAGACAUGGAGAAACAUGGUUUUAUUUUCAUUCCAUAUGAUGGAUGUAUUGCCAACAAGAUUGUGAACGGCAAACAACAAACUAUUUGA
This is a messenger RNA of Cylindrotheca closterium, 1602 nucleotides long. The record is from the annotation of a GenBank genome assembly. Lineage: Eukaryota; Bacillariophyta; Bacillariophyceae; Bacillariales; Bacillariaceae.